UUGAUUACUGUUUCAUUAAUUUUAACUUUUUCAAAUUAUGUAUUUAAAUUAUAAAUAAUUUAACAAAAACUAAAUACUUUGAGUGAUUUGGUGUUAUGUCAAUAUCAAUGUUGGAUGAUUAAACAAAAACGACUGCGGGAAAGUUAGAUUUUUUAGACUAAUGCGAUUGCUUAGACAUUUUGAUAUAUUAUUUAUUUAUUUUUUUUGUAGUUUAUUAUUUUUAUAUAUAACUACAUAAGUUAUAGUAUUCAUAAAUCACAAUUCACCAAAUUUGUAUUUCGUAUUUCGUAAUAGCUAAAAGCCAUUACCUACAUAUUACUCAAUACUUAGCAGGUAUAUUAUUCUGUGGUAAUAGCCAAUAAGUAUAAAUCACAACUUUAAGAAAAAAUGUCGGACUCCAACUUUUCUAAUUCAAAUUAUAAAAAUGAGAAUUGUAGUUCAACUAAUAACAUUCUUCAAUCACAAAUUGAAUGUCUGGACAACACUGCAGUUAUAACUGACAACUAUACUCUUUAUGAUGUCCUACAAAAAUUUAAAGAUCAAGUAAGGGUAAUGGCUGCAAGAGUGAGUCAGUUAGAUCAAUGUAUGAACCUUGUAAACAAUCCAGCUGAUCCAUCUACACAUCAAGAAGUACUUAAAAUUAAAAAAAACAUUAUUAAUGGCAUUACCCAUUUAUUAAAGGAGACAAAACCUUUAAAUUACCCUAAUUUCCAAUCAUUAAGUUCAGUAAAACUUUUAAAAACAUAUGAAAAGAUAUCUGCAGAAUGUAAACUACUUCUGAAUAACAUUAAACAAGAUAAUGAGAAUAUUAUUAAACGUACUGAUCGGUUCAACAAUUUAUCAAUAUUUAUGAAAGAUUUCCAACAAGAAUUAAACAAAAUUGAAGCUCAAAAUACUAUAAGUACAGAAAUGGAAACUGAAGUUGCCCGAGAAUUCAAGGAAUGCAAAUCUGAUAUGUAUACAUUGUUAUCUCAAGUAGAUCCUUCAUCUACAUUGAAAGAAAUUUUAAGUUUACUAGUGGAGUGUAAUGAUGAAGAUGAAGACGAUUGCUGGGUGGACCUUACAAAUAUGCCUCAUUUAGUCUUGCAAUGUCAUAAUCUGAAAAAGCAGGGAUUCGUUUUACAAAAUGAACAAAACAAAUUUCUUUUUAAAUUAAACAUUUAAAUAUAAAUUUUAGUUGAGUAUUUUUUUUAUU
Messenger RNA from Melanaphis sacchari, 1195 nucleotides. RefSeq lists its product as uncharacterized. The transcript has 7 exons. NCBI's taxonomy places the organism in Eukaryota, Metazoa, Arthropoda, Insecta, Hemiptera, Aphididae. Bases 388 to 1164 code for a protein of 258 amino acids. The record is from RefSeq and is a predicted model, not a curated record.